AUGGGACGACGGUGUGUCCAGCGAUCCAGCGACGACCACACGGCCCAAAGGCAGCUGUUCGCAUUCAGGCACGCCACGUCCACCCCGCCCAGCCGACGGAAACCUCGGCAGCGUGUCUCGUCUCUCGACAACACUCCCAACACAACAACCAACACCCACCCACGUCGACACGCCAAAGUGCGGCUCACCCUCAUGGAAGAGGUACGCUUACUGUUCCCUUCCGGGCGUUCCAUGCUAACAGUCAAGCCGCGCUCCCCAUCCUCCCCCGCAGCAGGCGAUAUCGGGGCGGCGACCUCUAACCCCAUUGCUUCGCCCGUGCACGAUGACCUGGACUUCGACGCAGGUGACAUUGGCGCAGGCAUGCAAGACCUGGUACUCGACUCGGACUCUGCCGGAGACAUCGGCGAAACUGAGAUGCACGAGGCCGGCGGGCACGAAUCUCUUGACUUGUCGUCAGGAGCACGAGACCACGAGGGCUUCGCCGAUGUCAACCUCGAUGAUGAUGACGCAGGGGAUAUCGGCGGCGCUCGCUCGCCAUCCCCUCCCCCUGUGCCCGUAUCCAAGACAAAUGGCCAGGACAUUCCCUCUACAGCAGCAGCACCCGAACCAGCCCGCUCCCCUGUCGCCUCCUCCCCACGCCUAUCCAUAUCCCCUGCGCCGGAGGAGUCGCUCCUGGCUCGCCGGUCACAAACCAUGACGCCCCUGCGUGUAGUUCCACCCAUCGUGACGACCACACCGGACGCUGUGAAAGAAGUUCUUUAUUCGCCUGAUGCCCCACUUUUCCGCUCCACCUCGCGAACGACAACGACGUCUGAGCGCCCGACAAGCGUCCACAGUAUGCGUUCGGCGCUGUCUGGCGGAAGCCUCGCCUCGCCUCGUGUCGUCACCUCGCCCCUCUUCCGCACCGUCGAGAUCCCACACGCUACAGCUACGGACGACGAGGAAGGGUCGCCGGAUGAGUCGGCUCCGUUUGAGUCUAUCCCUAUCGACGAGCAGGACGCUCCGCCUCCUGUCCCCAUCCUGCCGGCGCUGCAUACGCGGUCCGACUCUCGACACUCGCUGAAGCUUGGGCACAGCAAGCGCGACUCGUGGGGUGGCUUUGGUAUUGAUGCCCACGGCCAACCGGUCGCACACGGUGUGCUGCCCGUCCACCCACCACCGACAAACGGCAGUGCCACCGCUCCGGCCGGCGGUGGGGUCACGAGCCCCGCGCGCGUCCCGUCGCCGGCUUCUGGUUCGUCUACGCCGAGGCGACAUGCGCCACCAGCACACCCACACCCAUUCCCUAUCCCCACCACCUCUCCGUCCGCCCACACCAUUGGCCUGCCAUCAAGUGCGCCAGUUUCAUCCUCGUCGACCCCGCACCCGACUCAAGCACUCGGAGUCAAGGGCACGUCAGCGUUUGAGAAGUUUAUCUCGCGCACUCGUCCUUCCCACUUGCCACCAAAGGACAAGACUGAGGACGCGGAACACUUGCACGAAUGGGAACAUAUGAUGGCCAAGAGCCGCGAGCACGAGACUGAGCGCCGAAAACUGGCCGAGGCCAAGGCUCACGAGCGCGAGAGGCACGUCGUGGCUGUCACCCCAAAGUGGGAAGCGCUCCUCGAUGAGUUUAACGCGGUCAAGAUCCGCGAGACACCGGCUCUGAGGCAUUUCUGGUUUGAGGGUGUGCCCCCGCAACUGCGCGGCAAGGCGUGGUCAUUGGCUGUUGGCAAUGCGCUGGCAAUGCACAAGGACGCGUACAGGACAUAUCUGCGACGUGCGGAGCGUGCGCUGGAGCUGGGACGGUUCCCGCAAGAUAUUCUUGUGCAACUGGAAAAGGACCUCGACGAGACAUUGGUCCCACUUCACGUCUUUCACCGUGGCAGCCCCAUGCGCGACGACUUGAAACAACUCGUUUGCGCUUGGGUUGUCUACCGCUCUGACGAGGGACGAGGGUACGCGCCGUUCAUUACGCGCGUGGCAGCAAUGUUCAUCCUCGUGGCCCCCCCGCCUGUGGCCUUUAUCACACUGUGCAACUUCCUCGCCCGCUCGUGCCUGCACGCGUUCUACACGGACACGACCGACGAGAUUGACGCCUACUACCGUGUCUUUGAAAACCUCCAGGCAGACAUGUUCCCACGCAUCUUCGCCAACUGCAAAAACUUGGGCUUGCGCUUACCCGAGUCGUACUUCCGCUCAGUCCUUGUUGAGCAGGUGCCCUUUGACGCCGCGUGCCGACUGUUUGACCAGAUCAUGCUUGAUGGCGACGGAUACAUCUUCCGCGCAGCCUUGGCCAUCUUUGGCUUCCUCGAGCCCCGUCUGUACUACCCAGACCACGAGGAGAUUCUGUCCGUGCUCGAGGGCAGGAACAAGGCUACACAGGCGAUCUCGGAUCGCGAGCGAGAGCGUGCCCGUCUCCGUGGCGAGCAGUAUGACAUGGCCCUCGACGGCAAGCUGAGUGUCUUUGGCUUGCAUGAGGAACCGCUGUUUGAGUGGCUCGAGCAUGACGGAUGGCGCGAGAGUGGGUUCCAGCGUCUUGUGACGCGUGAGCUCCCAGACUAG
Apiotrichum porosum is the source of this 2544-nucleotide messenger RNA. RefSeq lists its product as uncharacterized. The transcript has 2 exons. Lineage: Eukaryota; Fungi; Basidiomycota; Tremellomycetes; Trichosporonales; Trichosporonaceae. Bases 1 to 2544 code for a protein of 847 amino acids. The record is from RefSeq and is a predicted model, not a curated record.